Ostreococcus tauri is the source of this 1149-nucleotide messenger RNA. RefSeq names its product Fructose-bisphosphate aldolase, class-I. Gene Ontology annotation, molecular function: fructose-bisphosphate aldolase activity. Lineage: Eukaryota; Viridiplantae; Chlorophyta; Mamiellophyceae; Mamiellales; Bathycoccaceae. The record is from RefSeq and is a predicted model, not a curated record. The transcript has 2 exons. Gene Ontology annotation, biological process: glycolytic process; fructose 1,6-bisphosphate metabolic process. The coding region runs from base 1 to 1149 and encodes 382 amino acids. Gene Ontology annotation, cellular component: cytosol.
AUGCUCGCGCAAACCUCGUUCACCGGUGUCAAGGUCACGGCCAAGGCGACGUCGACGCGCCGAUCCGCGCGCACCGUCGCCGUUCGCGCGAACAAGUACGCGGAUGAACUCCUCGAGACGGCGCAAAACAUGACCAAGCCGGGUAAGGGUAUCCUCGCCAUGGACGAGUCCAACCCGACGUGCGGUGGCCGCCUCGAAGCUCUCGGUAUCGAGAACACCGAAGAGAACCGCCGCCGCUACCGUGAGUUGCUCAUUACCACCAAGGGCUUGGGUGAGUACGUCGGUGGCGCCAUCUUGUUCGAAGAAACCUUGUACCAAUCCUGCAAGGACGGUACGACCUUCGUCGACGCGCUCCGCGCCCAAGGCAUCUACCCGGGUAUCAAGGUUGACAAGGGCCUUCGCCCGCUCGCCAACUCCAACGGCGAAUCCUGGUGCCAAGGCCUCGACGGCCUCGCCGAGCGCGCUGCCGAGUACUACAAGCAAGGCGCGCGCUUCUGCAAGUGGCGCACCGUCGUCUCCAUCCCGGCUGGCCCGUCCAAGAUGGCCGUGACCGACGCCGCUUACGGCCUCGCUCGCUACGCCGCGAUCUGCCAAAACGCUGGCCUCGUCCCGAUCGUUGAACCGGAAAUCCUCCUUGACGGUGACCACGACAUCGACCGCAACUUCGAAGUUGCCUCCAUGGUCUGGGCCGAAACCUUCAAGUACCUCGCGGACAACGGUGUCAUGUUUGACCGCAUGCUCUUGAAGCCGUCCAUGGUUGCCCCGGGUGCUGACUGCCCGAAGAAGUCCAACGCCAAGGAAGUCGCUGCGUACACUCUCAAGAUGCUCAACGACCGCGUGCCGCCGUCCACCGCGGGCAUCAUGUUCUUGUCCGGCGGUUUGUCCGAAUUGGACUCCACGAUGUACUUGAACGCCAUGAACCAGCAACCGAACCCGUGGCACGUGUCCUUCUCCUACGCGCGCGCUCUCCAAAACACCGUUUUGAAGACGUACGCUACGGGGCCGGAAGAUCCGGCGGUGAUCGCCAAGGCGCAGGAGAUCCUCCUCACUCGCGCGCGCGAGAACUCCGAGGCUCAACGCGGCGUCUUCGACGUCACCAAGUCCUCCACGGACGGUGCCUCCCAAUACGUCUCCGGCUACGUGUACUAG